Messenger RNA from Cucurbita pepo subsp. pepo (vegetable marrow), 3686 nucleotides. RefSeq names its product protein trichome birefringence-like 33. Gene Ontology annotation, molecular function: O-acetyltransferase activity. Gene Ontology annotation, cellular component: Golgi apparatus. The record is from RefSeq and is a predicted model, not a curated record. Lineage: Eukaryota; Viridiplantae; Streptophyta; Magnoliopsida; Cucurbitales; Cucurbitaceae.
UAGGAACGGCAUGGUUCUUUCGACCACUCGGGUGCGGUCUCAUUUCUGCAAAUCGAGAAAUUCGGUUCUCGCAAAGCCAUAAUCUGUACGGGGAUUGCCUCGAAGAAACAGAAAGAUCACAAAAUAGAGAACGAAAACAAGAAAUCAGGCUGCAAGAAAACUGGCACGAAAUGUUAGCAGGAGGAAAAUGAUGCGUAGAAUCAAUUUUGUGGAAUGAGCUACCAUUUUCUUCAUGAUUCUGCGCCUAAUUCUGCCCUUCGAUUCGGUCUUUUCCAUUUGCGAGUUCGGUUUCGUUAACCAUGGCAAGAUGUAUAACUUCGAUCCGGCAUUGUAUAUCUCCGAGUUCCCGCAUGGAGUCCUCAGCGAAGACGGAUAUUGCUAAUCUUCCUCUGCCUCUGGUUUGAUAGUUAAAAGGAAGAGUGAUUUAUAUCAGAAUGUUAUUUCUCUUCCUACGCGUUGUUCAUUUCUUCUCACUUUUCUAUUUUAUUUAUGCUAUUCAUUUCUGUUAGGUUUUACAGAGUAGCAGAAAAUGAUACUAUUGCCUGGUUUCAGGUUUGCUCCAUCAGGUUACAUAUUAUUUUUUCAUUGAGUAUCAAAUACUUUCUUAUAAAUUGUCAUCCUUCCUGUAUAUUGACAAUUUCAACAGAUAUGUGAGACUAGCUCAAUAUUCGGCAAAAAUAAGCAUAUUCUUUGUGUGAUUAGGAAACUAGAUCUUAUUUCCUUUGAACUAUAGCUUUGCAGUUUCUUCCUGUUCCUUAGUAGCUCGUAUAUACACCUACAUAUUUAUAAUCAAUAGAUAUGAAAAAGAUGCACUCAAGCACCCUGCAUACGAUAACUCUAGUAUCAUUCUUAUAAUUCUUGGCAUGAUUUUGGAAGUCUAUUAUUUGAUCACUUACUUGUUUUUGUGAUCAAUUUUAAUUUUUGUCUCAUAUCACAAGCCUAUAUAUUUUGUACCUAGAACCAGCUGAUUGAUUGUUUUCUUCAAACUUGACCUCUGAGUAUCAAACGGUUGAUAUGUCUGGAUCCUUCGUAAAACUGAUAAGAUGAUAGUUGCGCAUGGAACAUGAAAAGCUUCAUCAUUUUGACAUUCAGCAGAUUUUUUCUUGUGUGUCUUUUAUAUAAUAAGGUAGUUUACUUGUUUAACUUCGUGAUAUCUUUUAUGCUGUUGUGGAGCAGUUAUGGGAUGGGAUGAUUUUCAAUCAUGAUCCACCUAUGUAUGUUGAUUGCUUGGUAUGUGCACCUCAUGUUCCUGCAGGUUAGUUUUUUUGUUUUUGUUUUUGUUUUUUUAUUGCAUUUUCUAGUAUUGUGGGGACCCUCGCAUGUGUUGGUGGUUGGUAUAUAUACCCACUAUCCCAGAGUCUGUAAAUGACAUGGCAUGGACACGGAAGGGUCGAAUGCCUCGAUAAAAUCUGGAUGGAUGGAUGUUUGGGAUCCCUCGACGGUAUAAGCAACACAUGAGUCCAAUCUUGAUGGACAUGAUCGAGUGAGCUACGAGGAUCGAUGACAUGCCAAGAUUUAGGAUGACAUCAAGACAUGUAGACCGUAUUAAUUUGGGAACCAAGAUGACAAGAUGAGAUGCAACAUUGUAUGUGUGAGAGACCUAAUUUGGCAACCAAGAUGCCAAGAUGAGAUGCAACGUUGCAUGUGAGAGACCUUGGCCUCGAGUAGAAGCAAAGCCGAACCAAAUACUUGGCCUAGUGUAGAGGCAAGUCGGAUAGGUUGCAUACGAUUGAACAUGCACGCAUGGGUGGCGUGUGUAGCCGAACAAGCUUAGAUUCUGCAUGAAUUGUGUUCAGUUGACGAAAACAAACCUUACCUAAAUUCUAAUGAAGCCACAAAUACGGACAAAAAAUAAAUAUGGGGCUUAGGUUCUCUUUAAGGCUUGUCAUGAUGCCGCACCGUUAAAUAUAUCCUAAUGUUAUUCCCAACCCGGAAUUCUGGCUUAGCCUACCUCAUAAAAUUCAGAGUUUGUUUGCAUCUCUGGUCCAAAAAUUGAAGGGACCCUCGCAAGGUCAUCGAGAUAUUUAUUCUCCGGUAAACUUCUGAUCACACACAUUUUGUGCUUCAAAUUGCCGGCAAAUACAGCGACAAGAGGUCAUCCUGAAAUUGCGCCAGCAACCCUAUACCUCUGCUAUAGAUCUGCAUCUUGUACUUGAGAAGCUUAGGGAGAGAGAGAGAGAGAUAGCUCCUGUCGGGUAGCCCUUCGCUCCAUAACCCAGUCUUCUACCCACUCGAGCGAGAGAUCGAGAUGCAAAUGAACGUGAUCACAUGCUUAUGCCUCCUCCUCCCAACUCUUCCUCCUCCAUCCUCAGGAAAUCUCGAUUCUCCCCAUACCUCUUCACUCUCGUGGUCUUCAUCUUCUUCGUCUCCAUCCUUCGUAAAGACCUUGCCUGCGUCUUCAGCCAGCAACUCCAGCUCGACCUCGCCCCCGCCACUGCUCCACCCGCCACAGAGAAGAAGAGGGAUAAAUUGGCAUUUGAGAUAGGGAAAUUGGAGGAGGGGUGUGACGUGUUCAGUGGGAGCUGGGUUAGGGACGAGGUGACUCGGCCGCUAUAUGAUGAGUCGGAUUGUCCGUACAUUCCGCCGCAGCUGACGUGUCAGAAGCACGGCCGGCCGGACCGGAGUUAUCAGUACUGGCGGUGGCAGCCCCACGGCUGCAAUCUUCCCAGGUUUAAUGCGAGCAUGAUGCUAGAAACCUUAAGGGGAAAGAGGAUGAUGUUCGUUGGAGAUUCUCUAAAUAGAGGGCAAUAUGUUUCAAUGGUUUGUCUUCUUCACUCUCUAAUUUCCGACGACGCCAAAUCUAUGGAAACAUUCGGUUCACUCACUGUCUUCACCGCCAAGGAGUACAAUAUGACAAUCGAGUUCUAUUGGGCGCCGUUUCUCUUGGAAUCGAACUCGGAUAAUGCAGUGAUCCACCGAAUUUCGGAUCGGAUAGUGAAAAGAGAUUCAAUUAAUAAACAUGGAAGGCAUUGGAAAAAGGUUGAUAUUAUGGUUUUCAAUACUUAUCUUUGGUGGAUUACUGGCUCGAACAUGAAAAUCCUACAAGGGUCUUUCGGGGACGAAGCACAGGACAUAGUAGAGUUGCCCACAAAGGAUGCUUAUCGCAUGGCAAUGAAGAGCAUGUUGAGAUGGGUUAGGAAGAACAUGGACCCCAAAAAGACUAGGGUUCUCUUCACUGCCAUGUCCCCUUCUCAUGGAAAGAGUAUUGAUUGGGGUGGUGAAGAGGGUGGCAACUGCUACAACCAAACGACUCUAAUUGAAGAUCCAAACUAUUGGGGAUCCGAUUCGAAAAAAAGCAUAAUGGAAGUGAUUGGAGAAGUUUUCAACAUGUCGAAGUUUCCUAUCACAUUUCUUAACAUCACACAACUCUCGAGCUAUCGUAGAGAUGCACACACAUCAAUUUACAAGAAGCAAUGGUCACCAUUGACGCCAGAGCAGCUAGCGAACCCGGUAAGCUACGCGGAUUGCAUCCAUUGGUGCAUGCCUGGUCUCCAAGAUACUUGGAAUGAGCUUCUUUUUACCAAACUUUUCUAUCCUCAUUAAUUGAUGUUAAAAUUCAUCUGGGUUCCCUCAGAUCCUCUUUGUUUCACGUGGGUUUGUGAGAUUUGGGAUUGGUUGGUGUAGAUAAAAGAUGAGAAAAUCAAUUGAAAGAUAGAGAGAAUGAUCACUAUCACGGUCAUAUAUCU